Messenger RNA from Salarias fasciatus (jewelled blenny), 2691 nucleotides. It is a transcript of the gene lpar6a, whose product is annotated as lysophosphatidic acid receptor 6a. The record is from RefSeq and is a predicted model, not a curated record. Gene Ontology annotation, cellular component: plasma membrane. The transcript has a single exon. Lineage: Eukaryota; Metazoa; Chordata; Actinopteri; Blenniiformes; Blenniidae. Gene Ontology annotation, molecular function: lysophosphatidic acid receptor activity. Gene Ontology annotation, biological process: positive regulation of Rho protein signal transduction; phospholipase C-activating G protein-coupled receptor signaling pathway. The coding region runs from base 652 to 1836 and encodes 394 amino acids.
ACUGUGUGUGAUACAGGCACAAAGGAGAAGUGGAGGCUGUGGCAGUGUGAGGAGCGCUGUGUUGAAAGACCCCCUCCAGGCUGUGUAGGGAGGGAGCGAGGGGACAGGAAACCCGUCCUGGAGACACACACAUUCUCAGGCCGGAGGCUGGAAGACGCUGGGGUCGAGUCGAGGCUCAGCUCGGGGAGAGGAGCAUGGUGCUGAGUGGCGAGCACAUGACAGCCCGGCUGCCUCUGGACUGACAAAGAGAGGGAAUCCUGUCAUGAGGAUCCCCGCCGCCCCACCCCUCGCACUGCGCCGAGUGUGGACAUGGCAUCUUCUGCUGUGAGGACUGACUGAGGACGAGGAGGGUGAGAAGGAGGCGCGUUGUUGGGACUGAUUCACCCGAGUGAGUAGAGCUAAGUUUGGAACUUGUGGGGUUGAGAGAGAGGGCAGGGGGAAGGGAGGACACUCCAGCCUGGGUCUCUGUCCCCUGGGAGGGGGUCUUUUCAGCACGAGGUAACCCCCAGAAUAACCACAUCAAGAGAGGGGAGGGGCUCACGCUGACCAUGUGCAGCAGUCCUCUCCGUCCUGGACAGCUGUGCUGGAAAGUAACAUUACUGAUAACAGGCUGAGCGUCUCUCACUGCGUCCUCCUCUCCGCCGUCCAUUCAUGGUCAACUCGCCAUUCGGGACGGGCUCCUCAUUAUAUAGCCAUUACAUAACGGACGCCCCCCCAUCCCGGGGCUCUUUGGCUCUCAUCAUGUUCAACACCACCUUGCUGGCGGACAAUCUCUCCCAGCCGUGGCCCGGAAACGUCAGCGACCACAUCAGCUGCAACAAGAGCGAUGGCUUCAAGUACCCGCUGUACAGCACCGUCUUCAGCAUCGUCUUCAUCAUCGGGCUCGUCACCAACGUGGUGGCCAUCUACAUCUUCACCUGCUCCCUGAAGCUGAGGAACGAGACCACCACCUACAUGAUGAACCUGGUGGCGUCCGACCUGCUGUUCGUCUUCACGCUGCCGCUCAGGGUCUUCUACUACAUGAACCAGAACUGGCCCUUCGGUGGGACGCUGUGCCAGGUCUCCGUCUCCCUCUUCUACACCAACAUGUACGGCAGCAUGCUCUUCCUCACCUGCAUCAGCGUGGACCGCUUCCUGGCCAUCGUGCACCCGUUCCGCUCCAGGAUGCUCCGGACCAAGCGCAACGCUAAGAUCGUGUGCACCGCCGUGUGGGUGCUGGUGCUGUCGGCCAGUCUGCCCACCGGCUUCCUGCUGCAGACCACCACCAGCGACAAGAAGGCCAACGCCACCUUCUGCUUCGAGAACUUUUCGUCCAAGCAGUGGAAAUCCCACCUGUCCAAAGUGGUGAUCUUCAUCGAGACGGUGGGCUUCCUCAUCCCGCUGCUGCUCAACCUGUGCUGCUCCAUCAUGGUGCUGCAGACCCUCCGCCGCCCGCAGACCAUCAGCCGCGGAGGGAAGCUCAACAAGACCAAGAUCCUGCGCAUGAUCGUCGUGCACCUCUUCAUCUUCUGCUUCUGCUUCAUCCCCUACAACGUGAACCUGGUGUUCUACGCCCUGGUCCGCACCAAGACCCUCAAAGGCUGCUUCGCGGAGUCGGUGGUGCGGACCAUCUACCCCAUAGCGCUCUGCAUCGCCGUCUCCAACUGCUGCUUCGACCCCAUCGUGUACUACUUCACCUCCGAGACCAUCCAGAACUCCAUCAAGAGGAAGUCCCAGACCAGCCACCAAUACGACGUCAAGUUCUCGGAGGCGCUGCAGUCGGAGACCAGCUCCAACCUGCAGUGCAGCCUGAGGAGCCUCAAGGCGAAAGUCUUCCACAGGGAGUCUUCAGUAUGACCGGGGGGCCGCGGCACCUCCGUCCGCACAGACACCGACCGCCGCUGGACGCCCGCAGUGGAUUUUUAAGGAGCGGCGUCGUUUCUUCUGAUCUCAGCCUUCAUCUCAGGGCAAAUGUUGAGGCCUUUGGUCGAGAGCGUCGCUUUUCAGUAUUACCACGUGACCCUUUGUUCCCAGCUGUGGAUUUGUUGUGACUACUUAAUAAUUUCCCCUUUCCCGUGGAAUAUUCUGUAAUUGUGUUAAGCACAAUUACUCUGCCAGUGACCUGGAAGGGAAUGUGAUCACUGAACAGCAGGACAGUAAUGAUAUGACUCCUUCAUGUGCCUGUAUAUCUGUACAUUUCCAUGGUAAGUCCUGGUGCUAACUUUAGGAUAUUAUCUAUUAAAUUAACAUGAAAAAAAGUAUCAAGCUAUAGAUGCACAGUUUUUCUUGUUGUUGUUUUAUUGCGAAUUAAGAAUAAGUGGCAGAAGUGCUCUUUAUUUGUUUCGCCGGCAUUUCAUUGUAGACUUAAAGUCUUUCUUGGCCAUUAAAAUGCACUGACAGUUCUCACACUGCACUCAUGCUAAUGAAUAAAAGUCAUGUAUUGUCUAAAAGGAAACAAAAAAAAAAAAAAAACGAAUGGAAGAUUUUGUCCUUGAGCUUAAUAACGCAGAGACACAGAUUCAUGGGGAGGGUCAGGUGUCAAACAUAAGGCUCGUGGACCAAAACGGACUCAUUCUGGCCCACCAAACUCAAGGUAAACUGUAAUAAUAAUAUUUUUUUUUGUCUUAAAAAAGGUUAGUCACAAAACUUUAGGUUUUCAUUUAAAGUGUAAGCAAAAUGAGAAAAAAAAAUGGCAAAAAAAAAAAAAAAAAA